UCUCUUAUACUUUUCCAAAACAUGCAAGCUGUACCUGAAACAGCGGUUGUGGAGGUUAAUCUCGGAUUGCUCAAGGAGCUUGAAGGUUUCGGGUUCCCGAGGGCUCGAGCAGCAUGGGCACUGCAUUACUCUGGUAACACCAGCGUCGAGUCUGCUGUGAAUUGGAUAGUUGAUCAUGAGAGUGACUCGCAAUUCGACGACAUGCCACUGAUGGAGUUUAACAUCGAGAUCGAGUCUUCAAGUCCAUCCGAUGACACCAUGGAAGCCAAGCAAGCAAGAGUCAAGGAACUCAGAGAACAAGCUAGCAAGAAAAGAGAAGAAGAGGAGAGAAAACGCGGGAAAGAAAGGGAAAAGGAAAGGAUAAGAGCGGGUAAAGAGCUUUCGGAAGCUAAGCGAGUUGCUGAGGAGAACGAAAGAAAACGAAAUAUAGCGUUGAGGAAAGCCGAGAAAGAUGAAGAGAAGAGAGCACGAGAGAGGGUUCUUCAGAAACUUGAAGCAGACAAGAUGGAGAGGAAGAGGAUGCUCGGUGGGUUUCCGACAGAAGUUCAUUCCUCUUCGAGAUCGCCUCCGUCUGCUCCGCCCGAGAGCAAUAUCUUUCUGCCCUCCUCCCGGGGCUCAGUAUCGAAAGCUGAGGAGAUGAGAGAGUGCUUGAGGUCAUUGAGGCGAAACCUCAAAGAUGAAGAACCCCGAGUCGCGAGAAGGGCAUUCGAAACGCUUCUCGUGCUUGUGAGGAACGUCGCCAAGAAUCCCGACGAGGAAAAAUACAGAAGAAUUCGUCUGGGCAACCCCUUGUUCCACGAGAGAGUGGGGAGAUUCGGAGAGGGCAUCGAGUUCUUGGAGCUAUGCGGAUUCACGAGACAGAAAGAGACCGGCGGCUUCUUGAAUCUCCCGCGCGACCAAAUCGACAUUUCGCGUCUUCGAGAAGCCGCGUCUCAGUUGAAUUCCGCCCUCACUAAUCCCUUCUUUGGUGUUCUCUCUUCAUGA
Messenger RNA from Tarenaya hassleriana, 984 nucleotides. Its product is annotated as UBX domain-containing protein 1. NCBI's taxonomy places the organism in Eukaryota, Viridiplantae, Streptophyta, Magnoliopsida, Brassicales, Cleomaceae. Gene Ontology annotation, molecular function: protein binding. The transcript has 11 exons. The record is from RefSeq and is a predicted model, not a curated record. Bases 22 to 984 code for a protein of 320 amino acids.